CUUUAAAAUUAUAUUGCAUGGUAUAUAAUAAAAAGAUCUGAAGUCACAGCAACAUUUCAAAAAAAAUUUCACGCAUUUGUUUAUUAGAAAUGAUGGUGCGUAUACAAGGAUGUUUCACACCUUUGCUCAGUUUACUUUCUUUAACUUUCCUUAUCGCAGCAGCUGUUGGAUCUAAUUGCAAGAGCAGCUCAUAUUUCAAAGACUCAGGACCAUUAGUAAAAACUACCACCGGCUCUAUCAUCGGAAAAAAUAUAAAAUUAUUCGAUACCACAAUUGCUGGAUUUUUCGGUAUUCCUUUCGCAGAGCCUCCAUUGGGUGAAAAAAGAUUUAAGCGACCAGAACCAGUCAAACCUUGGCCAGGAAUACUUGAUGCUACCCAGUUGCCUCCUCCAUGCAUGCAAUACUCCAGCAGAAAAUUUGACUGGCUGCCGAUCACUCCUCCAAGUGAAAAUUGCCUAUUCCUGAACAUCUGGUCACCAGCAAAAGUAUGCAACAAAGUAACACAUGACAUUCCUGUUAUUGUUUGGAUUCACGGCGGAGGAUUUUAUUCUGGCUCAACGGAUUUAGAUAUUUAUGACGGGAGUACCAUAGCAGCCCUUGGCAAUGUUGUGGUAGUAUCCAUCAGCUAUAGAGUAGGAGUAUUUGGAUUUCUCAACUUGGGCACCAAAGAUGCAGAGGGCAAUAUGGGACUUUUCGAUCAAACUUUAGCACUGGAGUGGAUAACGAACAACAUUAAAUAUUUUCGAGGGGACUCAGAAAGCAUAACAUUAAUGGGAGAAAGUGCUGGCGCACUGUCUGUUAGUAUGCACAUAAUAUCUCCACUUUCCCGAAAACUAUUCCACAGAGCCAUUUUGCAAAGUGGAUCUGCCUACCACUCUUUAUUUGUAGACAAUCUAGAACAAGCUAAGGUAAAAGCUCUGACUUUUGCUCAGAUGGUGGGAUGCGGUCCUGAAAAUGUGGAUGGAAGUGCUAAAGAACUUGUAUUUUGUUUGCAAAAGAAGGACCCAACAGAUCUUGCGAAAGCAGAAGAUAUCUUUACUUCGAAACUUCCUUUUCUCUUUUUACCUUCCAUUGAAAAUGAUUUUCUCCCAAAAAACCCAAUCAAAGCCUUCCAGACGGAACAGAUAGAUGUUGACGUAUUAAUCGGGACCACAAAGAAUGAAGGCUCAAUUUUCCUAAAUUACAUGAUGGCAGAUCUAUUUCCGCUGCUCCAGAAUCCAAAAAUAGACAACGAAACAGCCCUCCCCAUCAUUCGAGCUUUAUUCCAAACAGUACCAAGUGUUUCAGCUGACAACGUUUUUAAAUUUUAUUUAAAGAACAUACCUCCAGGAGAUUCGGUUGCAAUUGCGACAGCCAUAUCAGAUUCGUUUGGAGACUAUGCAAUAAACUGUCCAACACUUUAUUUAGCUGAAAACUUAAACCAUGCUUACUCUUACUGGUUUACGCACCAAUCCCUAAAUCAUCAAAAUAGUGAAUGGCUUGGAGUAACUCACUUUGAUGAUGUUCCUUACACAUUUGGACUCCCUAUAAAAGAUGAUCAAUACACUCCGGAAGAUGGAAGAUUUAGCCGAGAUUUGAUUCAUAAAUGGGUAUCUUUCGCACGAUGUGGGCAUCCUUUGGAGGAAGGAAGAAAGAAUGAAUGGCCAAAAUUCAAUGCAACUUGUCCCAUAUCCUAUGAAUUAAAUGCAAGAAAUCAAAGAACUUUGCUCUUCCCAAGAAUGGAAGCUUGCGAAUUUUGGAGACCUUAUUUCUCAAUCGAUUCCAGCUAAGUGUAAGUGACAAGAUCAUCCGAAAAUGGGCAUAGCACUUGGACAAAUGAACUGUUUUUGAAGUGUGAAGUGCAACCAGCAGGGACAUUGCAGCAAAAAUCACAUGUACACAUGUUUUGAAGUUUAGAAUGAGGAAAUUAAGGAAUUUACAGAACCGAAAUCAUCAGUGGUAGCAUGAGUCUGGACCCUCCCCGAAGUGAGUAAAAAUUUCAAAGAUAAAGAAGGCCAAUUUUUCACACAAUUCUCUUACUUCAAUAAUAUAAGAAAACUUGAAAUUGAGUGCAUACAAUCAUACAUGUAUGUAAUAUAUUUUCUACUCCUUGUACAUAUUGAAGAAAAAUAAAGCUUAAAAACUUUUUUCA
Uloborus diversus is the source of this 2131-nucleotide messenger RNA. RefSeq names its product acetylcholinesterase-like. Gene Ontology annotation, biological process: choline metabolic process; acetylcholine catabolic process. Gene Ontology annotation, cellular component: plasma membrane. Gene Ontology annotation, molecular function: acetylcholinesterase activity. Lineage: Eukaryota; Metazoa; Arthropoda; Arachnida; Araneae; Uloboridae. Bases 90 to 1769 code for a protein of 559 amino acids. The transcript has 3 exons. The record is from RefSeq and is a predicted model, not a curated record.